AUGGAUGGAAAUUCAAAAAUAAUCAAUGUACCAGUUGACGAAUGUGCCAUAGUCACCGAUGUCUUAGCGACGACGGGUGUUGAUUCGUGCUUGGUUGUGGCAGCUAUUUUCGAUUCAACAAGCAGUAUUUUUAUUGGUCAUUAUUCCACGGCGGAGAUCGAGGGUUUCGGCGAAUUGAUCACAUUAGACAAUGUUCAGCAGUUUAUGGAGACAAUCGUCGAACAAAUAUGCGAAAACGUUUCGCUCGAUUCACUGAAAACAGUUUUUCUUAUUGGUGGUUGGAAUACCAAGCCUUACUUAGAAUUACAAGAACUUGUUGAGAAUAUUCGAAAUGAUGAAAAACAUCGUUGUUCGGAAAAUGAUGAUGAUAUAAAGGAUAAUUGGAUAUGUCAAUUUGAUCUUAUUGUUGAUCGUGUUGCAAUACCACCGAUCUUUCUCAUUCUACAAUACGCAAAUCUUGAAAUGAACGAUCACGAGAAGAAAUUGGUGAUAAUAUUUCACUUCGAUGGUAACAAGGGUGAACUGAAGAAUGUACUUUAUGCAUCAUCCGAAUCUAACCAACCUGCAUUCAUCAAUGACGUCAUCGCGAUGUCUCAUAGUCGAGCCAAAGUAGCAAACAUCCAGCCAGAGCCUAUCCAGAAUGAUAUGCUGAAAUGUAUGGAAGAGUUAAAAUUACGCAUACAUUAA
Messenger RNA from Adineta ricciae, 687 nucleotides. The record is from the annotation of a GenBank genome assembly. Lineage: Eukaryota; Metazoa; Rotifera; Eurotatoria; Adinetida; Adinetidae.